Molecule: messenger RNA, 927 nt
Organism: Stegodyphus dumicola
Lineage: Eukaryota; Metazoa; Arthropoda; Arachnida; Araneae; Eresidae
Source: RefSeq, a predicted model, not a curated record
AUGCUUCAUCAACAAUUGGAAUUGGGAAUAAACAUUGCUCUGUUGCAAGAACCAUAUAUUAAACUGGAUGGUACAAUUGAGGGAGCUUCACUCACUCUAAAACAAUUCUUCUCUGAUAAUAAACUUGCAGCAAUAGUUGUAAAUAGUGCUUUUAAUCCAACUUUAUGGCAUACUACGGAACACACUGUUUCCAUUUUAUUGGAUGUAAUGGACCUCCUCUUAAUUAUAAGCGUCUAUUUUCCUCCAAGCCAAAAUAUUGAUAACUUACUAUUUGAAUUAGAUUUCUUACAUCGCACCCAGACCCAAUUUAUUUUGUUGGGCGGAGACUUCAAUGCUUCGAGCUCUUUGUGGGGCUCAUCAAUGGAAAAUGCCAGAUCAUCAACGUCGGUGCUUGAAUUUAUUGAAUCUCACUCAUUAAUAAUAUUAAACGCAACGGACUCUCCUCCAACUUUUCUAACUAGUCGUGCUAGAGGUUGGCCUGAUAUAACUCUUUCUUCUCUGCAACUUACUCAAUUUAUUAGUAAUUGGUCAGUAGUAGAUGAUAUAAUAACCUUGAGUGACCACAAAGCAAUCACAUUCCUCCUUGAGUCACCAUGUAAUUUUAUAGUUAAGAGACGUUUUAAGAUAAAUUUUCAUCAAUUCGAAGCUUUUAGAGCAAAUCUUUCUCCUUAUUUGGAGGAGAUUAUUUCGCAAUUUCAGAAUUGCUCCACACGGAAGGAACUUGAUAUUGCAUAUGAAAAUUUUAUUAACAUCUGCUCUAAUGUUUGCAAACAUACUUUUAAAGUUAAACAAUAUCGUUAUCACUCUUCAGCUUCAUGGUGGACAACAGCUUUAGCCAAAGAACGCAGUGAAGUGCGAAAGAAACGACGUCGCGCACAGGCAGAGAAAAACUCCUUCUCUCCGUCAACAACUUUUUCAGUUAUAUAA